Molecule: messenger RNA, 1057 nt
Organism: Macroventuria anomochaeta
Lineage: Eukaryota; Fungi; Ascomycota; Dothideomycetes; Pleosporales; Didymellaceae
Exons: 1
Coding region: 332-916 (194 amino acids)
Source: RefSeq, a predicted model, not a curated record
GACGAUACGCUGCCGCUUCGCAUCCUGCCCGAGGUCCUUAAGCACCUUCGAUAGUCCAGCAGCAAGCUUCGCAUGUCAAGCAACUGUACCAGGACUAGUGUUGCUCACGGGCUGCUGUACCGGCACCCUACACAAGGAGAUCUUCAAACUUGAUCAAUUCACAGCUAUAUUCUCACAACAUUAGACUAGAUACCAUCACCCACAACUCCGAACUCUGCAACACACGGCAUUGAGCGCCUCGAAAAGCUCGAGCUUUGUUCCGUCCACGAUUUCCUCGACUAGAGUCUGGUUGACUGGAAAUGCGAGCUCAAGUUCUGGCUCAGUGUUCCAAAUGUCGUCAGCGAACAAUUCUUCUAAGUUUGCGGCACUAUCCUUGCUUUCCUGUACUUGCAGCUGUCCAUUGUCGUGGGCAUUUUCGAUCGAUGCCAUAAGGAACAUGACAUCCACGAUGUCUGCUGCAGUGGCAGGGCUGGUCGACAAGGGAGCAUAUCGCUCGUCAUCGUCGUCCAGGAAGUCUUCUCGUCGCAACGACAGUGUCUUCAAGGAUGCGCACCAUCCUCGGAAGCCAUAUGAGCAUACAGAUACUCAUCUAUCAGAUCGAUACAUCUUUGGUUACAUCCAGGCUUGGGCCGGACAACAUUCAGAGCCGCUGGAACUGGAAGGAGGAACCUGUUCGCCUGGCAGAAGCAGACCCGGGCUAGCGUCAUUUAAACAGAAGCACUCACCAUCGAAGCGAUCAGUCAAAAACGCCGCAGUGGUCUCCUGUAGGUCGACAAUAUCGUCUGUUGUGGCAACAUACUCACCGUUGUCAUAUCGAUCAUUCAACGACGCCGCAGUAGUACCCUGCAGCUCUCGGAUAGCGUCUGGUGUCGAAUCGGCGGAGACGUCCAGCACCUUCGCAGUUGACAGGAUCUAGGUUUCUGGCAAGUCGAGAUUGCUCGACAAAGUAGUGUUGCGACUACUGUGCUGCCGGCUGGUGUCUCAGGUGAUGUGUUUUCCUUCAACUGCUGGGCGUCCAAUCACCAGGAUUGACCUUCGUAAUUGUUCAGGUCCGUCA